Messenger RNA from Propithecus coquereli (Coquerel's sifaka), 2722 nucleotides. RefSeq names its product TNNI3 interacting kinase (gene TNNI3K). Gene Ontology annotation, molecular function: protein binding; ATP binding; protein kinase activity. The transcript is spliced from 22 exons. Bases 22 to 2268 code for a protein of 748 amino acids. NCBI's taxonomy places the organism in Eukaryota, Metazoa, Chordata, Mammalia, Primates, Indriidae. The record is from RefSeq and is a predicted model, not a curated record. Gene Ontology annotation, biological process: protein phosphorylation.
AAGUCACACGUUCGAACCCUUAUGUUAAAAGGGCUCCGCCCAUCUCGACUGACAAGAAACGGAUUUACAGCCUUGCACUUGGCAGUUUACAAGGAUAGUGCAGAAUUGAUCACUUCCCUGCUUCACAGUGGAGCUGAUAUACAGCAGGUUGGGUAUGGUGGCCUCACUGCCCUCCAUAUUGCUACAAUAGCUGGUCACCUGGAGGCUGCUGAUGUGCUGUUGCAACAUGGAGCUAAUGUCAACAUUCAAGAUGCAGUUUUCUUUACUCCAUUGCACAUCGCAGCAUACUAUGGGCAUGAACAGGUAACCCGCCUCCUUUUGAAAUUUGGCGCUGAUGUAAAUGUAAGUGGUGAAGUUGGAGAUAGGCCCCUCCACUUAGCAUCUGCAAAAGGAUUCUUUAAUAUUGCAAAACUCUUGAUGGAAGAAGGAAACAAAGCAGAUGUGAAUGCUCAGGAUAAUGAAGACCAUGUCCCGCUGCAUUUCUGUUCUCGAUUUGGACACCACGAUAUUGUGAAGUACCUGCUUCAAAGUGAUUUGGAAGUUCAGCCCCAUGUUGUUAAUAUCUAUGGAGACACCCCUUUGCACCUGGCGUGCUACAAUGGCAAAUUUGAAGUUGCCAAGGAAAUCAUCCAAAUAUCAGGAACAGAAAGUCUGACUAAGGAAAACAUCUUCAGUGAAACAGCUUUUCACAGUGCAUGUACCUAUGGAAAGAAUAUUGACCUAGUUAAAUUUCUUCUUGAUCAGAAUGUCAUAAACAUCAACCACCAAGGAAGGGACGGGCACACAGGAUUACACUCUGCUUGCUACCAUGGUCACAUUCGCCUGGUUCAGUUCUUAUUGGAUAAUGGAGCUGAUAUGAAUCUAGUAGCUUGUGAUCCCAGCAGGUCUAGUGGUGAAAAAGAUGAGCAGACAUGUUUGAUGUGGGCUUAUGAAAAAGGACAUGAUGCCAUUGUCACACUCCUGAAGCAUUAUAAGAGACCACAGGAUGAAUUACUCUGUAAUGAAUAUUCUCAGCCUGGAGGAGAUGGCUCUUACGUAUCUGUUCCAUCUCCCUUGGGAAAGAUUAAAAGCAUGACAAAAGAGAAGGCAGAUGUUCUCCUACUAAGGGCUGGAUUGCCUUCACAUUUCCAUCUUCAGUUUUCGGAAAUUGAGUUCCAUGAGAUUAUUGGCUCAGGUUCUUUUGGGAAAGUAUAUAAAGGACGAUGCAGAAAUAAAAUAGUGGCUAUAAAACGUUAUCGAGCCAACACCUACUGCUCCAAGUCAGAUGUGGAUAUGUUUUGCCGAGAGGUGUCCAUUCUCUGCCAGCUCAAUCAUCCCUGUGUAAUUCAGUUUGUGGGGGCCUGCUUGAAUGAUCCCAGCCAGUUUGCCAUUGUCACUCAAUACAUAUCAGGGGGUUCUCUCUUCUCCCUCCUUCAUGAACAGAAAAGGAUUCUUGAUUUGCAGUCUAAAUUAAUUAUUGCAGUAGACGUUGCCAAAGGCAUGGAGUACCUUCACAACCUGACACAGCCAAUUAUACACCGUGACUUGAACAGUCACAAUAUUCUUCUUUAUGAGGAUGGGCAUGCUGUGGUGGCAGAUUUUGGAGAAUCAAGAUUUCUACAGUCCCUGGAUGAAGACAACAUGACAAAACAACCUGGGAACCUCCGUUGGAUGGCUCCUGAGGUGUUCACGCAGUGCACUCGGUACACCAUCAAAGCCGACGUCUUCAGCUAUGCUCUGUGUUUGUGGGAACUUCUCACCGGCGAAAUUCCAUUCGCUCAUCUCAAGCCCGCGGCUGCAGCAGCAGACAUGGCUUACCACCACAUCAGACCUCCCAUUGGCUAUUCUAUUCCCAAGCCCAUAUCCUCUCUGCUGAUGCGAGGGUGGAAUGCAUGUCCUGAAGGAAGACCCGAGUUUUCUGAAGUUGUCAUGAAAUUAGAAGAGUGUCUCUGCAACAUUGAGCUGAUGUCUCCUGCUUCGAGUAACAGCAGUGGGUCUCUCUCACCUUCCUCUUCUUCCGAUUGCCUGGUGAGCCGGGGAGGGCCUAGCAGGAGCCAUGUGGCAGCAUUAAGGAGUCGUUUUGAAUUGGAAUAUGCUCUAAAUUCGAGGUCUUGUGCUGCCUGGUCCCAAAGUGCUGGACAAUGUUCCUCUCAAGGCCUGUCUUUGGAGGACAUGAAAAGAAGUCUUCAGUACUCACCAAUUGACAAAUACGGGUAUGUAUUUGAUCCCAUGAGCCCGAUGCAUUUUCAUUCUUGCCAGAAUAGUGGCAGCUUUGAGGACAGCAGCUGACAUCAUUCGGCAUAUACCUAAGGAGAGUUUUCCUCCAAACUGACAGCGGCAAUUCCAAUCAUGGCAAGCUUGCUUCCAAUUAUAAUAUUUUACCCUCUAAGGUCUCCUUAAAUUGGCUUGUUUAUGCUAGUCCUAUUUAAUUCCCUACUACAAGUUGGGCUUUGGAUGUGUGCCUACAGAAUGAAAUGCAAAAGAACCAAGACAGAAGGUAUAUGAAGAAUGGUUUUUAAUUUUGAAAAUGAAAAAAUAGAUUUAUAUUAUUACUUGGAGAUAGGGCCUAAGUCUGCAGUGGAUGCUUAACAAUUAUUAUGUUUUCUUAGAUUGAAUUAUGUAGACUUGUGUUUGAGAGCCAUGAGUUUGAUUUCUUAGAAUAUUGUUCACUUUCUUAUCUCAUUAUAUUACUUCUGAUGUUCAGCUCUGUGAUUAAAGAUUCUUUGGAGGAAUAUAAAAUUGA